GUUGACUCGGUUCGUUAUAUAUAGGAGAAUGAUCCGGUCGUUUGUCUUGCAAAUAGACCUGACUCGAUAACUGGUUUGCUUUGGUUUAGAGGCAGAGAGAUUUGCCCUAACCUAAGUUCUCGUCAUCGAAACUGCAUCCUUGGGAAACCUACGAGUCAUGGCUAACAACAGCAACACAACGGCAAGAUCAUUCCUUCAAGUAGCAUCGACAGAGGAGGUGGCUCCUCCACUUCGAGUUGUUCAGAUCGAGGGACUGGUUAUUUUGAAGAUAAUCAAACACUGCAAGGAGUUUUCUCCUGCUUUGGUUACUGGCCAGCUUCUUGGGUUAGAUGUUGGUAGCAUUCUGGAAGUUACCAAUUGUUUCCCUUUCCCGAUUCGGGAGGAGGAUGAAGAGAUUGAAGCUGAUGGUGCCAAUUACCAGCUUGAAAUGAUGAGAUGCUUGAGGGAGGUUAAUGUUGAUAAUAAUACAGUUGGAUGGUACCAAUCAACAUUGUUAGGUUCUUUCCAGACUGUGGAAUUGAUUGAGACUUUUAUGAACUACCAGGAAAACAUUAGGCGAUGUGUAUGUAUCAUUUAUGACCCCUCAAGAUCCAAUCAGGGUGUCUUAGCUCUGAAGGCCCUGAAACUUUCUGAUGCUUUUAUGGAGCUGUACCGCAGUAACAAUUUUACUGGGGAGAAGUUGAGAGAGAAAAAUUUGUCAUGGGUUGAUAUUUUUGAAGAAAUUCCUAUAAAAGUUUCAAAUUCUGCACUUAUCAGUGCCUUUAUGACAGAGUUAGAAGCUGAUUCACCCAUCACCCAGUGUGAUUAUGAUCGUUUGCAAUUAUCAACCAAUCCAUUUAUGGAGAGAAAUGUUGAAUUUUUGAUUGAGUGUAUGGAUGAAUUAUCAAUGGAACAGCAGAAGUUCCAAUUUUACUAUAGGAAUCUUUCACGCCAGCAAGCUCAGCAGCAAGCGUGGCUUCAAAAGAGGAGGUCAGAGAACAUGGCACGUAAAGCUGCAGGAGAAGAGCCUUUGCCUGAGGAGGAUCCUUCAAACCCCAUUUUUAAGCCAAUCCCUGAGCCAUCGCGGUUGGAUAGCUUCCUCAUUACCAAUCAAAUUUCAAACUUUUGCAACCAAAUCAACGGGGUUUCUGGGCAGAGCUUUAGCCGAUUGUAUUUGAUGAAGGCUUUGCAAGAAAGUUGAUGUCGUUUUAGCUGGAAAUGUGUUCAUUUUUUGGAAGGGGACGCCUUCCCUGUUUGAAAAUGACAAAUUUUGGAGCGGGAGAGCUAUGCUUGGAUUGGUGUUUGACAUUUUUGAAAGUGACUGUAGAAUGUUAGCCUAGUAUUAUUAUUAUUAUUUUUUUUGCUUUUAAUAGUAUUUAAAACUACAUCUAUAUUAUUAUGCUAUGCUGAAGUUUAUAUAAAAAUGCAAAUUCGGAUGUGGUCA
This is a messenger RNA of Manihot esculenta (cassava), 1423 nucleotides long. Its product is annotated as eukaryotic translation initiation factor 3 subunit H. Gene Ontology annotation, cellular component: cytoplasm; cytosol; eukaryotic 43S preinitiation complex. Gene Ontology annotation, molecular function: translation initiation factor activity; protein binding; metallopeptidase activity. The coding region runs from base 158 to 1180 and encodes 340 amino acids. The transcript is spliced from 12 exons. NCBI's taxonomy places the organism in Eukaryota, Viridiplantae, Streptophyta, Magnoliopsida, Malpighiales, Euphorbiaceae. The record is from RefSeq and is a predicted model, not a curated record.